UAAUGAGUCAAACAAGUCAGCGUAGCCUCGACUCGGAGCCGACCACCACACCAACGAACCGAAUCAAGUCGAACCACCGUCAAGCCAAGACAAGUCACCAGUUGGCGGUAUGCCAUUCAAACAAAAAGCUACAGUUCGAGCCCUAGCUGAGACUAGCCGAAUGCGACUCAGAGCAAAUGUUGGCAGUUGAAUUUUAGGCGUUGCCCGAUUCAAACCAACGUGCUGAGCAGCUCAAAAGUGUUUUUAAUUGACCCCGGUGUAGAUUGACUUGUUGUGGUUAUUGUCUUUUUUCGGUUAUUCGGUGGUGCAUCUGUAAGCUACCUUUGUGUGUCUUUCGCUGGAAAAACAAAGUUUUACAAGUUGUAUAAUAAAACAAAACAACAAAAGUAUCAUGAAUCAGAACGUUGUCGGAGUGUUCUUGGUGUUGAUCGCAGUUGCCAAUGCGGUGAAGGUGCCGGUAACCAUCUACUAUGAAUCACUCUGCCCAGAUAGCGCUAAGUUCAUUACGGAGCAGGUCUUUCCAGCUGUGAAGGGCGAGCUGCGCGACUACGUGGAAAUCAACUGGGUGCCUUAUGGCAAGUCGCAUUUCAUAACACAAGGUGCUGAAACGAUUUUCGAUUGUCAUCACGGUCCAAACGAAUGCUACGGCAAUAAAGUGCAUGCCUGCGCUAUCGAACAUAUUCAGGCCAACUCCUACCAAGUCGAAUUCACCAGAGAAUCACUAACUUUGGACUUCAUCAACUGCAUGAUGAAGGCAGGCAAGAACUUCGAUGACAACGUAUAUCCGGGUGCACGUUGCGCACGUGAAAAUCAUAUUAGCGCCUGGGAAAAUAUUCAGCAAUGUGCCAACACAACUGAAGGCAGUAUUUUACUCAAAAAACAAGGCGAAACCACCAUACAGUUUCAAAAUCCAUUGACCAGUGUUCCAACUGUUGUCUUCAAGCAGCAAUAUGAUGCCAGGGAAAACGAUCAAGCCAUGUCCAGCUUCCUGAAUGUUGUCUGCAAGUACAUUCCUCAACCGCAGCCGAAAGUGUGUGCCGCUCUUAACUCAGCCAUCGCCACCACUGUUACACCGCUCUUAGCUUUGUUGGCUUAUUUGCUGGUACGAUUAUUCUAAGCUACGAAAACACAUUUUACAAAGCCGCUGCAACAGGCGGGUACCUCCAUUUAGCUUCCAAUGACAAAAAAUGUUGUUGAAGUAAAAUAUUCGUAAAUCGUUUUUAUUUUUUAUACUUAUACAAAGCAAUCCGUCCAAGUAUUGUGAUUCUAAAUUUUUGUAUUCCGAAAUAUUAUCUUCAAAUGACACUUUUUAUAUUUAAAAUAUAUACUUACGAGUAUAUAUGUACAAUGUCUAAUUAUGACAGAUAUGUGUCUAUCUAUAAAGUAGAAUGUGUUUAUAGAACAAGUUUUAACUGUAACAUAAAUCAAUGAUAUCCAUAUUUGUAAAAUAUAUUAUUAAUAAAUACGUAUGUAUAUCUUUUUUCGAAAAGAUUUUGUAGACUCAAAAACAGUUAAGUAUAAUAUGGAGACAAUGGAGACUUAUAAAUAUGAAGAAUGUGCUCGCUGCAACCAGUGUAAA
Bactrocera oleae (olive fruit fly) is the source of this 1579-nucleotide messenger RNA. RefSeq names its product Gamma-interferon-inducible lysosomal thiol reductase 1 (gene GILT1). The record is from RefSeq and is a predicted model, not a curated record. Lineage: Eukaryota; Metazoa; Arthropoda; Insecta; Diptera; Tephritidae. Gene Ontology annotation, molecular function: oxidoreductase activity, acting on a sulfur group of donors, disulfide as acceptor.